AUGACUGCAGGGCCCGAUGGUCUGCAGUGUGAAGCUGAUCACACAGGGCCCGAUGGUCUGCAGUGUGAAGCUGAUCACACAGGGCCCGAUGGUCUGCAGUGUGAAGCUGAUCACACAGGCCCCGAUGGUUUGCAGUGUGAAGCUGAUCACACAGGGCCCGAUGGUCUGCAGUGUGAAGCUGAUCACACAGGGCCCGAUGGUCUGCAGUGUGAAGCUGAUCACACAGGGCCCGAUGGUCUGCAGUGUGAAGCUGAUCACACAGGCCCCGAUGGUCUGCAGUGUGAAGCUGAUCACACAGGGCCCGAUGGUCUGCAGUGUGAAGCUGAUCACACAGGGCCCGAUGGUCUGCAGUGUGAAGCUGAUCACACAGGGCCCGAUGAAUGUGGCCAGGAAAAGAUGGCCACCGUUCAACAGUUCAGGAACGGUAUCCAGAUUUUGCAAGUUAAUAUAAAGCCGUUGUGA
Molecule: messenger RNA, 462 nt
Organism: Procambarus clarkii (red swamp crayfish)
Lineage: Eukaryota; Metazoa; Arthropoda; Malacostraca; Decapoda; Cambaridae
Source: RefSeq, a predicted model, not a curated record